AUGGCGCAACAAUCCCAGGUGCCUGGACUCUCGGGAACAGUCUCCCUCUCACCUUCACCAUCUCUUCCGAGCGGAGCGGCGCAAACAGUCGACCGGGCUUUCCCUGGGCUUGCAUUUGAGGCGAGAUCAUUUUGGUAUUAUGCAGGCAAAGCUGGAAAACCCAUCAACUUUUCCCUGAACCUGUUACGAACGAUCGCUAACAAGACCAAGACCAAGCCCGUUAUUCGUGUUGGGGGAACCUCACUAGAUCAUUCACUGGGCUAUGACCCAGACCAGCCCAAGGCAAUCCACAUCCCUGAGGGUCAACCUGCCGGUAUUCCCAGUAACUUGACCUUCGGGCCGUCGUACUUCGAAUCGUUCACCAACUUUCCAGACGCGAGGUACAUCCUCGACCUCCCUUUCGCGUACAAGAAUCGCACAAACUCGCUCCGCUUCAUCGACGCCGCAUAUCGCAAGAUAGGAGCAGACCGCAUCUACGCGCUGGAACUAGGAAAUGAAGUCAACCUCUAUAGACAACCUGACAUUGUGGCGAGCCUCGGUGUUGGGAACGAUACCAAAGUCUGGCAAGCUGCCGCCACCUCUGCGGAAACCGUCAAUCUGUUGCUCCCAGGCUAUCAACCUGACAAUCCAUGGCAGAUUCCGGGCAUCUUCGAGAACGGCACCCUCGUCAAAGACCAGCAGCGUAUCAAGUCGACCUCGGUGCACUACUACCAAACCAAGAUCAACGAGUCUUCAAGUCUCCAGCGAGACAUCAUGAGUCACGCGGGAAUCGUAGCUGGGUCGAAACUGCUCAAAUCGGUAGCAGAAUACUUGCACAAAAACGUCACACCCCCUAUACCACUAGUGCUAGGCGAGAUCGGGAGCUCCUUGGGCAACGGCUCCAGCGACGCUGACCUCUAA
This is a messenger RNA of Cladophialophora psammophila CBS 110553, 900 nucleotides long. RefSeq lists its product as uncharacterized. The record is from RefSeq and is a predicted model, not a curated record. The coding region runs from base 1 to 900 and encodes 299 amino acids. The transcript has 4 exons. NCBI's taxonomy places the organism in Eukaryota, Fungi, Ascomycota, Eurotiomycetes, Chaetothyriales, Herpotrichiellaceae.